This is a messenger RNA of Halteromyces radiatus, 1650 nucleotides long. Its product is annotated as peptidase family C78-domain-containing protein. The record is from RefSeq and is a predicted model, not a curated record. The transcript has 5 exons. The coding region runs from base 32 to 1471 and encodes 479 amino acids. NCBI's taxonomy places the organism in Eukaryota, Fungi, Mucoromycota, Mucoromycetes, Mucorales, Cunninghamellaceae.
AUUUCCCUUCUUUUAUAGUAUUUUAUUAUUUAUGUCGACUUUACCCAGCGAUUUUAUACACGAAACGGAUACAUCGUUUGGACAACAAAAUUAUUCUACUGAGAAUGGCAACACUUCUUUAUCUACAGAUAUACCGAAAAAUGAAUCCCUUCUGACUAAACGCAAGCAAAAAGACGAUAUGGAUUUGGAUAACUCUCAGGACAGUAAAAGAGUUUAUACCCAACCUACUAGUACCCCAUUUGCUCGAACUCGUAUUAAUCAAGACAAGGAACUUUGGCAAGUAUUAAAUGCUUUGAAAGAAAGUAGUAGAACUGCAGGCGUGAUACCCCGUUUGGAACCACAUUUUACAAGUUUAAACCGAAAAGGAAAUACUGUGGCUGCUUAUCUUUGUAGCUCCUUUACUGACCAUAUAUCUACUGGCUUGAUGGAUCUUGGAUGGGGAUGUGGUUAUAGAAACGCGCAAAUGUUGAUGACUUUUUUACAACGUAAACAACAAGAUGGUACCUCUAUUCUUCAACAAGUUUCUGACAUUUCGGGUAUUCAAAUAUUAUUAGAGAGAGCUUGGGACGAAGGCUUUGAUCCUCAAGGAGCAGCACAGCUACAUCAUCAAGUGUACAAAACCCGAAAAUGGAUCGGCACCACUGAGGUAUAUAGUAUACUUGGAUAUCUUGGCAUUCGGUGUACUAUUUUGGAUUUUCAUCGACCUACUGGACCUAACAAUACUCAUGAGGCAUUGAUGGAUUGGAUACAAAGUUAUUUUGAAAGUGCAAUUCCGAAGAAGAAAUCAACAUCAGACGAUCAACGACGUCAACAACAUCAAAAAAAGGUUGUCCAUGUUACAAAUCGACCUCCACUUUAUCUUCAACAUUCUGGACAUAGUCGAACAGUGAUUGGUAUUGAAUUAUUGAAGGAUGGAAAAAGGAAUUUAAUCAUGUUUGAUCCUGGACGACGCAUGCUACGAUCUUACCGUAAUAACAAACACGAUGAACAACUUCAAGAUCCUACUAUUCCUGAAGAUGACAUGGAAGAAUCGCCAUUAUCAUCGGUCAAUGGAGAAGAUGAGGAAGAAUAUGAUAAUCAACAACAACAUCACGAUAAUGAUUCUUAUGAUGAUGAUUCUUUUGAUGACGAUGAUGAUAUAGAUGAAGUUAAGACACCCAAUGAAAGUAGUGGUAACAACAUUAGCAGUCCUCAACGAGAUACACCACCCAGUACACCUAGUUUUACUUCUCGAUUACUUUCAGGUAUUACUCAACGUACUCAUUUACCAGCCAAUCUUCUUCGACCUUUUCGUGUAGAUGCCAAAACUAUAGCCAAGAAUCGACAAUAUCAAAUACUGGUACUUGGAGAUGUGAUUGAUGAACGAUCUCAAGGUGGCGGUUUAUAUUGGAACGAAAGCAAAGGAUUCUUGUUGGAUGAGGUGGAACGUGAAGAAAAGAAGAAUGUGACUAGUAUCGGAAUGACCUUUUAGUUUAAGUAGAAUCAUCCCUAUUUCAUCGUUUAUAUAUAUUUACAUAUAUUAUACCUUUUAUUAUUAUUAUUAUUAUUAUUCAUAUUGUAUUAUUUGUCUUCCCCAUCUCUCUCUCUCUCUUUUUCUUUCUUUCUUUCUUCCUUCCUUCCUUCCUUCCCUUCCUUUAUAUAUUAUUAUAA